This is a messenger RNA of Haliotis rubra (blacklip abalone), 3954 nucleotides long. RefSeq names its product glutathione peroxidase-like. NCBI's taxonomy places the organism in Eukaryota, Metazoa, Mollusca, Gastropoda, Lepetellida, Haliotidae. The transcript has 8 exons. Gene Ontology annotation, biological process: response to oxidative stress. Gene Ontology annotation, molecular function: glutathione peroxidase activity. The record is from RefSeq and is a predicted model, not a curated record.
AUACGUGUAAGGAGUAAACGUACAUUUGUUUACAUGUAUCUUAGCUAUCUAGAAUGGAGCUUGGUACAACAUGCUCAUCGUCGAAAAUGUCAGAGGCAGACAGAAACAAUGCCUGGAAGAAUGCUGCCUCCAUCUAUGAGUUCACAGCUGAAGAUAUUGAUGGAAGGGAAGUUUCUCUGGACAAAUACAGGGGCAAGUUGGUGAUCAUUGUGAAUGUGGCAUCCAAGUGACAGUACACCAAGGAAUACUACACUCAGCUACAACAACUCUCUUCUAGGAUCCCCUGUGCGCCUUCCCUUUGUAACCAGUUUGGGGACAGGAGCCUUGGCCCGAACAAUCGCAUCAAGAGGUUUGUUUUGAAGGAGUUUGACGUUCAGUUCGACAUGUACAGCAAGACAGACGUGAAUGGCAGAAAAGCCCAUCCACUCUACAAAUUCAUCAAAGAACAGCAGAAAGGCAUUUUAGGAAACAUGCUGAAGUGGAACUUUACAAAAUUUCUCAUUGAUCGCCAAGGAAAGCCUGUGAAGAGAUUCGCGCCCCACAUAGAUCCCCAGGGAAUGAUGAAGGACCUUGUUCCAUACUUCUAUCGGUAGUCUCCAGUUUACUGCUUCCCUUGAGCUUAUUGCAAGUCAUCGUCCAGAUCUUGUGUCUGUCUAGACCCAGCUUCAGCGUCAGUCAGAAUAAAUGAAGGUUGAUCCCUAAACCUUGAAGGGGAUUGACUGGAGAUGGUUUGCUGGCGUACAAACCACUCUGACUGGACACUGGUCAGUGCUGGACCUAGCUGGACAUAACCAUGGGUAGUGACUAGUUGUAUGUGUAAUAGUAUCAGAGACACUUAACAUUGUCUUAGCAUAAAUCAGAUACUGCCUUGGCUUAUUAGAUGUAUUACAUCAAGACAAACAAUAAAUGCAGUUUAAUGAUAUUAUAAAUCACAUUUUAAGUGCCCAUUAAUCGAUAGUUCGGAUACAGGAAUUACUAUGUGCUAUUUGUCUUCUUUUGGACAUGUUGUAGAACUUUUCUAUUAAAGAAAGAUGUUAUGAUGUUUAUCAAAUACAGACUGAUCUCAGAAACUAUGGCAAUGUAACAAUAAGUGUGAUAAAAACAAAUAUACAUGUAUGUGUUAUAUGCAGUCGAAACUAAAGGGUUACUCAAGGGCAAUAACUGUGAUAUUCUCCGCCAGCUGUGUAAUAUACCCAUCUUAUUCUUAUUGUCUGCGAUACUUUGCUGUGUUAUUGGGAAGGUACGUAGAUGUUUCUCAAGAAAAUCUGUAUUUCCUUGUGCAUACAUGGACACUCGAGCGUAAUGUGCAGCCCCAUUCUUGAGUAUAAGUUUCAGUAUGAUGUCAUACCAUGCACAGUCAAAAGAAUACUGCAUUGCUUCAGAUAAACGAACAAGAGAAAACAGACUUGAUCAUAGGCAGCAGUAUUGGUAAUAUUCAGAAAUAUUCUUAACACUUUUCAGAAUCAGAUACUGUUGAAACAAAUCUGGCAUGCUUCAAUACUAAGGUGUUGUCUUUGUUUUGGAUUUUCAAAACUCAUUGCAUGUCCAAUGCAUACACCCUAUCAACACAGCUAUUUGUUGUGAAAAAAGUAUGUGGUACCCAUUUUAUGCAUAGAGUAAUAAUUUAACAACUGAUUAAGUUUAUUCAUUUUUAUGGGAGAACGUGAGUGCUGCCCAGGGUCUGGUUGUUUAUUGUUGUUUUUUACUUCAACAGAACGUCAAAUGACACUGAUAUAUGUAUUGUUUGAGCGGAAUCUAGAAGCAUGUCUAUUUUAUACCACAAUAUUAUAUUUUAUAAUUAACAAUAUAUUCUUUUAUACAGUAUUAACAGUCUGAUGUUAAUUGUUGUUGAUGCAUUUGAAAGGAAACCUUGAGUCAUGAAUUGUUGAUAGAGAUCAGCAGACACAAUACGUGGGCUGGAUGCAGGACGGAUCCAUUACCUGCUUGGGAUCUAUAUCCUGUUUGAUGAAAGAAGGGUGGUUACAGUGCUCACAUUUCUUUUGUCAUCUGAUUACUGACUAGUUUUUUUUAUCACGUGCUGCAUAUUUUGGUGAACACACUGUGCUAGUGUUGACUUUGACAGUUUCCUUCUUGAAAGGUCCAUCCCUAAAAGUCAUUGAUAGUAGAUAUCUUUCUAAGGGAUUCUUCUGAAGAUUUUGUUAUCCUGUUAUAUUCAUAUUUAGGUUUGAGAAGUAAUUUUGAAAUUGUUAUUAUUUCAAAUAUCAAAAUGAAUAUUUUUAGCUCACCUGACUAAUAGUCAAGUUCAUCUUUCAUCCUUUCAACAGAAACCAGUAGACCAAUGAAGCUGAAAUGUAACAGACAUUUUCAACCACCUCAAUUUGUUUCCAGAUGUUUGAAUCUUGUUUGGCACUCAUAUUGGAAAAGGUAUUUAUGACAAUUUUUCUCAUAUUUGUUCAAAAUGGAUUAGUUUUGUGGCUCUAAAUGUGUGUUUGUUUUUUCUGAUGUGUUAAUUUUUAAGUUUAUAUUUGACCAUUGCACUUUGAAAAUGGUCCAAUAUUGUUGCAAAAUUCUUUUCCUCAGGAACUAAUGGGCCAGUAAAACUCCAUAUGCUCAUUCAUUCACAAUGAUGACACCUGAUCUUGUUCAGGAAAUCUGUUUUUCAGUGUGGCGACCACAAUGGCCAUGUUGAAAAUUCUUGUAUGGCCAUUACACAGACAUUUUUUUACAAAAUAUUAUGAAUUUGUUAUGGGAUGCAAUAAUUGCAGUAGUUGCUAAGGUGCUAUGUGAGUGGACACAGGGUGACUGUUUGCCUGUUCCACCACACAUAGUGGUUCUAACCUGACACAGAUUAUGUUUCAGACAUUUAUUUACAUCACUGGUGCAUGCUUAAAAAUUGUAAAUUGGUUGUUAUGUUUUAAUGUUUAUAUACAGAGAUGAAGUUAUAGAUAUUUUGUCUCUGCAUCCAUAUUUAUUGUAUCUAAUAUCUGUUUAUAUACAAGGGUAAAGGUUUAUUUUGUGUGAUGUCACCAAUAUAUUUGUACGGACAUAAUCAUGGUGACAAAAGUAAAUGUUAUUCAUGUGGUUCGUUUUUCAAUGUCAGAUGACAACAAUAAGAAAUAAAUUGAGUCUGGUGCUGCAUAAUUACUGGGGUAAAUAUUUCAACUUUAUAAAGGCAUCCUGUUCAUCACUGGGCCAAUGUAAUUACUCACUGAUUUACUGGACACUUAAUAAUGUAGUUAUCUAACAAGAUUGGUCCGGCAGAAAGGAUAUUUUGGCACAAACUCAUUACAAUCUUCUUGACAUCUUUGAGACAUUUAGAAGUUAAACAAAUAUAAAUACAUGAUUCUUUGUCCUUUCAUUCAAAACAAGAUAAAAAUGUGUUUGUGUGAAAUAAUUAGUAUGCUGCUGCCUUUUUGUGGUUUGUAUUUAUUUGCUGAGUUAGUUUUAGUGAAAGUUCUAGUCCUGUGAUUUUUGUGAACUACAAUUAUUAUACUCAGAUACAUAGUCAGCGUCUUGUUGGUUGUUUAGUCACGUCUUUCAAUAUAUUUAUAUUAUCGGUAUAUAUUUUUAUGUAUCUGAGCAACAUUAUAUUCAUAUUGUGUGUCAUUUUUGCCAAGAUAUAGAUGUUUUAGUAUCCAUGCUCACUUUAUAUACAGUUUGUUGUUGAAGUUGAAGGUACCAACAUAAAUACUUUGGGUUGCCCGAGGUUCAACACAGCCGCAAAGUGAUUACUAAAUAUAAGGAAUGUCCAGGAAGAAGCGUUAACUUUGAUACAACCAUAAGUUCAACUCCUCAAAAUUUGACAAAGCAGUGUCUAACUGUAUUUGUUUGUACAGGGUGCGGUGGUGUAGCCCAGUGGUUAAAGUGUUCACUCGUCACACUCAAGAACCGGGUUCGAAUCCCCACAUGGGUACAAUGUGUGAAGCCCAUUUCUGGUAUGCCCUGAUAUUGCCAUCCUCAUAAUCUUCUAUGUUGACAUAAAUCUCCCACUAU